Messenger RNA from Conger conger (European conger), 4378 nucleotides. Its product is annotated as histone-lysine N-methyltransferase KMT5B-like. The transcript has 10 exons. Gene Ontology annotation, molecular function: protein binding; histone H4K20 methyltransferase activity. Gene Ontology annotation, cellular component: nucleus. Bases 198 to 2522 code for a protein of 774 amino acids. The record is from RefSeq and is a predicted model, not a curated record. Lineage: Eukaryota; Metazoa; Chordata; Actinopteri; Anguilliformes; Congridae.
UAUUGAAUUUUAAUGAUAAUUUCUGGGAAUUUUUGUUUCCUCCGAUAUUUUAUCGAAUGGAUUUACUGGAUUACCUACAUUCGUAGGACGGAUCAUCCAUAACCCAGAAAAAGGUUACAGUCAGGCCCUUCCAGCUCAGGGCCAGAAAGCACCUGGAUGCACCUGGCCCAGGGAAGUGGCUGGGAGAGACCAGGAACAUGGGGUUGAAUGGCAGGCGACACAGCACCCGGUUCUCCAGUGAUCAGGCACUGGGCGUGGCCACACCCCAGGCCCCGCCCCUGCACUCUCAGCGGGCCGGUCUCCGACACAGCAAGAACUCCUCCCCUAGCAGCCGCAGGAGUAGCCGCCGGUUCCAUGCAGCAGCGCCCCUAGAGGCAGAACGGCGCUAUGUCCCCUCUUCAGGAAUGACUGCUAAGGAACUGUGUGAGAAUGAUGACCUCACCACCAGCCUCAUCCUUGACCCCUACUUAGGCUUUCAGACUCACAAGAUGAACACCAGGUUUCGAUCCAUUAAGGGAAGGCAGGAAGAACUGAAAGAUGUAAUCGAGCGCUUUAAGAAGCAUGAUGACUUGGAGAAGGCUUUCCAUGCACUGGUCUCAGGGGACUGGGCCAGACAUUACUGCCUUACCAAAAAUAAGGCCCAGGAGAAACUCUUCAAAGAACAUGUAUUCGUGUAUUUGCGAAUGUUUGCCACUGAUAGCGGUUUUGAGAUUCUUCCUUGUAAUCGGUAUUCUUCUGAGCAAAACGGAGCGAAGAUUGUCGCAACAAAAGAAUGGAAGAGGAACGAUAAGAUGGAGUACCUGGUGGGCUGCAUCGCUGAGCUGUCGGAGAGCGAGGAGGCCAUGCUCCUGAGGCACGGAGAGAACGACUUCAGCGUCAUGUACUCCACCCGCAAGAACUGCGCCCAGCUGUGGCUCGGGCCUGCUGCGUUCAUCAAUCACGAUUGUCGACCAAAUUGUAAGUUUGUUUCCACGGGCCGAGACACAGCCUGUGUGAAGGUUCUGAGGGACAUCGAACCGGGGGAGGAAAUCUCCUGUUACUACGGCGACGGGUUCUUUGGGGAAAACAACGAAUUCUGUGAAUGCUACACCUGUGAAAGACGCGGAACCGGCGCUUUCAAAUCCAAACCCGGGCUGCUUCCUGCGGCCGCCCCCAUCAUCAACAGUGCGUACGGGCUGAGGGAGACGGACAAGCGGCUGAACCGGCUGAAGAAACUGGGCGAGGGCAGCCGGGGCUCCGACAGCCAGUCUGUGGCGUCUCACACGGACACAGACUCCCAGGACCCGCCUCGCUCAUCUACAAGGAAAAGGACAGCUGGCGGUGUGAAAAAGAUGAGCAGAGGGGUAACACGGCGGUCUCUGUCCAGAACUCCUACAUCUACCUCACCCCCCAAACAACGUCACUCCAGCAACCCCAGGGAACCAAAGAGACUCCGGUCCACACCCGCCAGGCCCUCGCUCACCAACGUGAAUCUGCGGAGCCGGGGGCAGUGGGCGGAGCUGAAAGGCUGUAAGACGGAGACGUCGCGGCCGGGCCUGAGAGAAGCCAAAGCACCGCUGUGCAAGCCCGCCCCGGCCAAGAGGGAGAGGGAGGCCAGGGGGGAGGCCAGGGAGGCCAGGGGCUGCCUCACUCGGCUCGCGGCGAGGGAAUACAAUCAGUACCCUCUGAGCGAGGGCUUGACGUGCACUUACAGAACUCGCAGGUCAGCCCAGGCGGUGCGGAGCGCCAGCGUUAAGGUGGAGUCGGGCGGGGUGGUGCCGGGGGGCGCCGUGCCGGGGGGCGUGAUCGUGAAGGCGGAGCCGGAGGACUUUGGGGAGUACAUGAUGCAGGGGCUCCAGCUGAAUGGCUGCAGCCCGGGCGGUCGCCGCCCCCCGCCCCGCCCCAUAAAGCUGGAGGAGGCGGGCUCCUACACCAAGGUGCUCGCCCUGGGGGGCGUGGCCGACUGGCGCCAGGACCGCCACGGCCACGCCCCACCCGCUCGGGACAGGUCAAAGGGCAAGAAGAAGCGCCAGAUCACGCGCUACGACGCGCAGCUGAUCCUGGAGAACAGCACGGGAAUCCCCAAGCUCACGCUGCGGCGCCGUAGAGACAGCAGCAGCAGCAGCGGAGGCCGGACGAACGAGGCCGGCGACGGCGAGCGGCUCAACCCCGCCAAGAUCAGCAUCAAGUUCAGCAAGGAGCCCGACAGGGACAAGGCCGGCGCAUACAAACUGAGCCACGCCGCCCACUGCAGCUCCGCCAAAGUCAAGAUCCAGGUGAAACAGGAGGAGGGUGACUCGGGCGAGGCCUCCCCCGCGGGGCUCCCCCCGGAGGCCGCCACGGGGAACUGCAUGCUCGCCACACAGGGCAAUGGGGACGCGCCCUCCGAGGAAGAGGACGACUACUUUGACGAAGAGUUUGACGAUGAUUUCAUUCCGCUGCCGCCGCCGAAAAGGCUGCGGCUCAUCGUGGGGAAGGACUCCAUAGACAUAGACAUCUCCUCCCGGAGACGCGAGGACCAAUCACUGCGGCUGAACGCAUAAGUCCCUCCCCCUUAAUGUACAUACUGUCCCUCCAAUCAGCAGUGGGACCACUUCAGAACUGAAAUACAUGUAAUGAACCAAGCUCAUGAUGAAUGAGAAAUGGGGCUGUAAAAUAAUUCAACUUUACUGUAAAUUUUAAUCAUGGCACUUCUGUAUUCAUAAUGCAUAUAAUUGUAGAAAGUGUACAGUAUAUGAACACUUCCCAAGUUGGAAUUUUAUUGGACUUUUUCCAGCCUCACCUCACAAUUUUGAAUUGUGUCGCUCGCCCAUUCUUAUCUGUUGAAAACAGAUCAAGGAGGAGCCAGUAACUUACUCAGUGAUGUCAUCAUGUGGAAUCCCUGUGCGUGUUCCCCCUUCAUCCUUAGAUCUCUUACCAGUUCCAAGGGUUCAUAAUAAGCUGCAUAUAUGUGUAUGUAUACAGUCUACAUAUACUUCUGUCUCCUGAAAUGUUAAAGGAAGUAGCACAAGAUAUUGACUUGAUUUUAAAAUACUUGCUCAAAGACUAACAGUCUUUGAGCCCUCUUAGAGGUGUUUCUGAAACUCUGAAAGGUGUUGGUGCUGUGUAUUUGGUGCUUUGAGUGUGAAGGCCUUUUGUUCUGUUUGUCCCUGGCAGCUGGAAUUGUACAAUAACCUCAAGUACAACCUCCUGCGUUCUACACUAUAGAAACUCAAUGAAAACAGGCUGCUGCUGGCUGCAGUGUCAGAUGGCUAAAUCAGUGCUGCUCCCCUCUUCCACUCACUGCAGACUGCAGUAUUUGCUUGUGUCAUCGGGGUGCUAAUUAAUGUGAUUUGUUGCCACUCUUGUGGCCCUGUGCUCUGCGUGGCUGUAGAAGCCAGUGAUUCAGUCCUCCGGUCAUGAGUUCGACAUACAGCUUCCAAGCCACAUGUUUUGCAAUAAAUAAGUCAUCAGACUCCUGUACCAGAAUCCUCUUAAUCGGUCACUUCAUUAUUAACUUCGCAGUUUUUAUGUUGCAUGUCCGUUACGGGUGCAAUGCUUGUGGCUGUUGACGCUAUUGACACAUCCGUUUUACUCGGCAAAUUCACAGUAACUUAAUGUGCAAAUUUUCUUCUCAGAUUAUUAGUCAACUGGAUAUUUGGUGGUGGCACAAUGUUUGUAAAUGAGUGUAAAAAUAUUUGCCCCACAUGUGGAACUGCAUUAGCUUGAGCCAAAAAGUCACUUUCAUCAUUCCUUCGGUUCUAUUGUAGGUCAUUGAUCUUACAGUUGUACUGUUGAAGAAGGGAUUAUUGGGAAUAAUGAAUACCAAUUAAUUUGUAAGCACUGUUUAUAUCACCAGCAGCUACAUUUGGAUAUGUUCAUUGUGCACCAUGUGCAGUCCCAUGUGUCCCAUACUUGUACUAUGUGUGUUUUUAAGUACCCAUCCAUUGGUUGAAAUUCUAAUUGAUUGAUUACAAAUAUUUGUUAGCCUUCUGAAAAUAUAGCUUUGUGUGCAGAGGGGUAGCUGGAUAAAGUACACAGUAUUUAAAGAAGGUGCAAGGCUGAAGUCCACUGUGUAAAUCAUGAGAACACUUGUACUUAUUUAACAGGUUUGAAUACUUGAAAAUACGAUAAAAUUUUAUUUGCAAGAAGUACCUGUUUUAUUGCCAUCAUUUCCAUUGUUCAAAGCAAGCUCACUAGUUAAACACCCCUUGUUUCAUAUGUGUCACCAGAAAAGGAAGAAUUGGCACCCAAACUUGCAACAAAACAUUUGUGGGUUUUUACAUUACAUAAUUUCCUGGAGGGUUUGGGGAAAUUAGGAAGGGAAAAUUACAAAAAGAUCACCAGACAUUUUGAUAUUGAAGGAAUAACUGUUGAUAUCAAAAUAAAUAGUUGUCAGUAGAUCCUGAAUACUAAUGAA